GAGCAGCACGAGGACAGACGCAAGCUUCACCUGAGGACAGCAGGCAGCGCGUGCAGACUCAUUACAUUCCCGGAGGAGGAAGAGGAGGAUCAUUUCAGAUGAUUAGCCCUGGGCUCUGAUUGGUUGUCUCUCCCCGCAGACAUCAUGCUGGCAGUCACCGAGAUGGUGACCCAGACGACCAAUCGAAGUGACCUGAACUGCACGCUGCCGCAUGAUGAGGGCCGCCUACCGCUGGUGCUGCUGUACAGCGCCGUGCUGCUGGUCGGUCUGCCCGCCAACCUGUUGACAGUCCUCCUCACGGGGUUGCAGGUGCGCAGGAAGAAUGUGCUGGGCGUGUACCUGUGCAGCCUGUCGGUCUGUGACCUCACCUACCUGGGGACGCUGCCGCUGUGGACGAUCUACGUGAACAGUGGUCACAGGUGGCCAUGGUCGUCAGCGUUCUGCAAGCUGACGGGCUACAUCUUCUUCAACAACAUGUACAUCAGCAUCUUCCUGCUCUGCUGUAUCUCCUUUGACCGGUGCGUCGCCGUUGUCUACAGCCUGGAGUCCCGUGGCCUGCGACGGCAACGCCACGCCGCCUUUGUUGUUCUCGCUAUCAUCCUGGUGGUGGCCAUCGGGCACGCCCCUGUCUUCACCAUGAAGGAGGGCGCCACAGAGGGUUCGCAUCACUGCUUUGAGCCGAGUCAGAGCAGUGCGAUGGUGACAGGCUUCUACUACGCUCGCUUCGUCAUCGGAUUCCUGCUCCCACUGCUGUUGCUGGUGGUCACCAACCGCGGCAUCCUGGCUAAUGUGCAGCGCAGCACAGGGCUGCAGUUGGCACAAAAACGCCGUGUCCGGCAGUUGGCCGUGGGUGUGGUGGUUCUGUUCCUGGUGUGCUUUGCCCCAUACCACGUCAUCCUACUGGUCCGAGGCGUCAUCUUCCACUUCCCGUGGCUUGACAACUGCUCGUUUCAAAAGGCCAUGUACACACCCUACACCAUAUCGCUGGGCCUGUCCACCAUCAACAGCGCUGUCAACCCAAUCCUGUAUGUCUUGUCAAGCAACAACAUUCGAAAGGAUCUACGGCGAGGACUUGCACAGGUCUGUGGCAGGGUGCUGGUGAGAACUCCGUCCAACACCAGCCAGAACAAAAUCCAGCCGAUCAACAACUCUUUAGAGCUCAACACAGGCAGUGAGAGGCUGGCAGCAGGAAAACCACCUGGGACCUGAGGUAGCGGUUCCACAACACUGCAGUGUCCUGCAGCGUCCUGCAGUGACCGCAGAGGGCCAGGACCAAGAACUGGGGGACUUUGAGUGCUACGCAUGCACAGAAAAACAAAAACAGAAAUGUUUGGAACAAGAACUUUAGAGACAGAAGUUAGAGUAACGAAGGUGACACAAACACGAGGAUUUGAAUAAGGCCUGAGAGACGUUGAUCUGUGAUGUUGCAGUGAUCUGUGUGCACUGCUGUGUUGCACACUGUCAGCCUCCCUGCUGCCACGUGUUAGACUGAAACAGCAGCAUCGUACCUGAUGGCCGAACACCUAGUGCGUGGCCACUCCCGCAGACACAGAAACAUGUAACUGCAUCUCAAACAUUCACACCUGCAGGGAACUAGCAGGCCAAUCAGAGCUCACAGAGACAAUGUGACUCAGUUGUCGCUGAUAUCUGAUUAUUGAUCACAUAUCUGUGUACUAAUAAACUCAUUUUUAUUCCCAUUUCACCUGGUCAGGUGUUCAGAAGGUUCACGGUUCACGGUUCACCUGCCGGGUUCCAUCAGAAACAACUUUUGUGUGCACUGAAGAGCUGUUCAUGUCCUUUCUGUUGUUGAGGGGACACUUUUUACUGUAGCACUUCAACCGGACAGACAGGUGACCUCAGAUUAUUGUUUUCUCUGAACCGUAGCUACAUCACACACCUGGUCUCACAGUUUUUAAACUGUAUUCAGUGACUGGCUAAU
Molecule: messenger RNA, 1939 nt
Organism: Neolamprologus brichardi
Lineage: Eukaryota; Metazoa; Chordata; Actinopteri; Cichliformes; Cichlidae
Gene: gpr132b
Product: G protein-coupled receptor 132b
Biological process (GO): G protein-coupled receptor signaling pathway; G1/S transition of mitotic cell cycle; negative regulation of G2/M transition of mitotic cell cycle
Cellular component (GO): membrane
Molecular function (GO): G protein-coupled receptor activity
Source: RefSeq, a predicted model, not a curated record